AUGGCUAAGAAUGAAGCGCCGACCAUUGGCGUGAAGCUGUUCGUGGAUAAGGAGAAGAGAAAGGUGCUCUUCGCAGAGUCCGACAAGGAGUUCAUCGACGUGCUCUUCAGUUUCCUCACCAUGCCUCUCGGCACCAUCGUUCGCCUGCUGGACAAGAAGUCUCAGAUGGGGUGUCUCGACGAGGUGUACAAGAGCGUGGAGGAUCUCAGCACGGAAUACUUCCAGACCAAGGCUUGCAAGGCGAUGCUUCUGAAACCGCUCAACGCGGCUUCCAGCCACUGCUGUCGGCUCAGGAUCAACAUCGAUGACACCGUUCCAAGGGUGGUCUACGUCUGCAAAGACACAUCCUGCAGCGCUCACAGCGACAACGGGAUCAGUUCGAUCCCUGACACGGUCUGCAAAUGCGGAAAGGUCAUGGAGUCCUUUGGGCAGUGCAGAAAAUACGACGGUGACACUGAAACCGCUCCUGCUGCUUGUUCGGAGGAAGGAGUUUUCGUCAAAGGUUGCUUGAAGUUUAUCGUCACCGAUGAUCUCCAGGUUGCGCCAGCGUCAACCUCUCUUAUGAUGUCUCUCUUCGAGAAAUUUGGUGUGCGGGAUCCAGCUGUUCUUGAGCAGCAGGUUGUACAGUUCAGUUCAGAAAAGAUAACAUGCUUGCUGAAGAGAUCGUUGACAUCCAAGCAACCUCUAACAGAGCACUAUUUCGAUGUUCCUGUCCCACACGAUGAUGCAAGCCUAGGCACGCUCGCUCAGGACUUGAAUCCUAAACAAGAAGAUGGGGACGAGGAAAGGCUAGGAAAUCUGAAGAUCAGGGUUCUUCAGAUGAAAAACAACUCUGCUCUGCUGUAUGCUGAAGUUGAUGGCGAUUUUGUGGAUUGUCUCUUUGGCUUACUAAGCAUUCCGCUGGGAUCCGUAAUGAAGUCAUUUGGUCAGUGCUCAGCAAAAGGCUGCCUCGAUAAUCUUUACAAGAGCAUAGAUGGGGGUGCUAAAGAAUUCGUCAGACAAGAUUGCCAGAGCGUCCUACUGGCUCCGAAGUUGCCACCCUGGUUUGGGUGUCGCGCUUCUAAGAUCCUUCAGGUUGACGAAUUAGCUCCAAGAGAACUGACGAUCAAUGCCUGCUUUUCGUGCUUCAAGAUUGGAAGGUUUUCAGAUUGUGACCGUUGUCAUAGGUACGAUUAUUCUCGUAGGUAUCAUAUUUGCACAAAUAAGGUGAAGUCCAGUAAACUUUGUGAGGCGAAUCCAAAGAUACAAAUAGGUGGAAGCGAAAAAGGAGAUGCAUACGUGAACGGGAAGCAUACGAAAUUCGUGGUCACUGAUGACCUGCGUGUUCUUCCACUCUCCUUAGCAUCCACUGUUAAGAUUGUUAGUGAGGCCAAAAUUCAGACGUCGAAUCUUGUGGAGAAAGAAAUCACACUGACCAAGUCCCAGGUUAUGGAGCUCCAAAGGGCUGUGCUGCUGAGUCGCAACACACUCAGCUCUGUGCUUCUGCCUCCUAAGAAGAUUAAGAAGCUGAACCAUCUCAGAUAUUAA
This is a messenger RNA of Miscanthus lutarioriparius, 1527 nucleotides long. Lineage: Eukaryota; Viridiplantae; Streptophyta; Magnoliopsida; Poales; Poaceae. The record is from the annotation of a GenBank genome assembly.